AUGUCUGGUGGUAAAUCUGGUGGUAAAGCUUCUGAGCCCUUGAAGGGCCACACUCAGUCUCGUUCGGCUAAGGCUGGCCUGACCUUCCCCGUCGGUCGUGUUCACCGUUUCUUGCGUAAGGGUAACUACGCUCAGCGUAUUGGUGCUGGUGCUCCCGUUUACUUGGCUGCUGUCCUUGAGUACCUCACUGCUGAAAUUCUCGAGUUGGCUGGUAACGCUGCUCGCGACAACCACAAGACCCGUAUCAUUCCCCGUCACAUUCAGUUGGCUGUUCGUCACGAUGAGGAGUUGAACAAGCUCUUGGGUCACGUCAUUAUUGCCCAGGGUGGUGUCAAGCCUCACAUUGAAUCAUUCCUUGUGCCCAAGAAGUCCGGCAAGUCCAAGGCUAGCCAGGAGCUUUAA
Wickerhamiella sorbophila is the source of this 402-nucleotide messenger RNA. Its product is annotated as Histone H2A-beta. Bases 1 to 402 code for a protein of 133 amino acids. NCBI's taxonomy places the organism in Eukaryota, Fungi, Ascomycota, Dipodascomycetes, Dipodascales, Trichomonascaceae. Gene Ontology annotation, molecular function: protein heterodimerization activity; structural constituent of chromatin; DNA binding. Gene Ontology annotation, cellular component: nucleosome. The record is from RefSeq and is a predicted model, not a curated record. The transcript has a single exon.